AGCCCGAGUGCCUGCGGGGUCGGGCCUGAGCUGAGCCGGGGUCGGGGCAGCCGUGAGGACCCCCUGAAGGCGGGGCCUGUGGGACCGCGAUGGGCGUGGAGAUCGAGACCAUCUCCCCGGGAGACGGAAGGACAUUCCCCAAGAAGGGUCAGAUAUGCGUGGUACACUACACAGGAAUGCUCCAAAAUGGCAAGAAAUUCGAUUCAUCCAGAGAUAGAAACAAACCUUUCAAGUUCAGAAUUGGCAAACAGGAAGUCAUCAAAGGUUUUGAAGAAGGCACUUCCCAGAUGAGCUUGGGGCAGAGGGCGAAGCUGACCUGCACCCCUGAUGUGGCAUAUGGAGCUACUGGCCACCCUGGUGUCAUCCCACCCAAUGCUACCCUCAUCUUUGACGUGGAGCUGCUCAACUUAGAGUGAAGGCAGGAAGGAACUCGAGGUGGCCGGAGAUGGCGCCUGCUCUGUCCUAGCCUGCGCUGCCACUGGGACGGCUCCUCCUAUGCAGGGCUCUUGAUCAGUGUGCUGACCUCACUGCCCCUCAAUGUUAUCCAUUCUUUCUGCCCGACGUGGCUCUGUAUGUGUCCCCCACUUAAUUGUUCCCAUAUGUCUUUGCUUGAGGAAAUUUAGUUACAGAUCCAGACAUGUCAGGUUGUGCAUUUUGUGUAAUGCAUGUACUAGCCAUUCCUGAUCAGAGGACACAGAUCUUGUUUGCACAAUCUAUAUUGCCUUAGCUGCACUUAAGCCAGACACACAAGGUGCUCAGACAUGUGCUGUACAUGGUUCCACAAAGGGACUUGAGCCAGUUACCUUUGCUGUCACUUUCUUAUCUUCUGUUGGCUGCCCACUUUCAGCAGGCCCUCUUUGGAAAUACUAUGUAAAAUAAAGGCUCCAUGCUUGGCAUCUUCCUGUC
Phodopus roborovskii (desert hamster) is the source of this 906-nucleotide messenger RNA. It is a transcript of the gene Fkbp1b, whose product is annotated as FKBP prolyl isomerase 1B. Gene Ontology annotation, biological process: regulation of cardiac muscle contraction by regulation of the release of sequestered calcium ion. The coding region runs from base 90 to 416 and encodes 108 amino acids. The transcript is spliced from 4 exons. Gene Ontology annotation, cellular component: sarcoplasmic reticulum membrane. Gene Ontology annotation, molecular function: peptidyl-prolyl cis-trans isomerase activity. Lineage: Eukaryota; Metazoa; Chordata; Mammalia; Rodentia; Cricetidae. The record is from RefSeq and is a predicted model, not a curated record.